Molecule: messenger RNA, 4046 nt
Organism: Oncorhynchus keta (chum salmon)
Lineage: Eukaryota; Metazoa; Chordata; Actinopteri; Salmoniformes; Salmonidae
Gene: enox1
Product: ecto-NOX disulfide-thiol exchanger 1
Exons: 16
Coding region: 733-2625 (630 amino acids)
Biological process (GO): ultradian rhythm
Cellular component (GO): external side of plasma membrane; plasma membrane
Molecular function (GO): protein-disulfide reductase activity; RNA binding
Source: RefSeq, a predicted model, not a curated record
CUAAUGAUGAUAAACACAGAUCGCACUGUAAAGCAUCUGAUGGGAAGCCCCAGGAAGAAGAUCAAUUAUCUGCAGCUAUCUGUUAUACCUUAUAUACGUUAUGCAUCAUCUAUCCGACUGGCUUUGUUAAUUAAGCCAAGCGACCGCAGCUUUCAUUCCCCUUUUCUGUUUUCAGGCUGUAAACCCAUUUUCCGCAACUGAAAACGUCCUUGCUAGUUUCAGAGGCAGUCAACCCGCCUGUCGAGUCUUGCACAGCGAACCGUAGAUGGCGCGCGCCCAACUCGGUGUUUUUAUUCGGUGGACAGGAGGAAACAGGGGCUCGCAGGGUGUCCCCACCACUCCUCCGUGAGAUGCGCCAGAGAGCUCGCGGGAAGAGAGAGAGAGAAGAGGGUUGACAGUGGCGUCGCAUCCGUCAUUCUUCUCCUCCAGAAUCCCUGAAAACUUAAAACGCCUCUCUUUCUUUCUGGUUUGUGAACUCAGCCCCAGGACCAGCUUGAUGAGGGGACUAUUUUCUUUGCCCAACUCUUGGCAUUGCAGCAGAGGGGAGAUGGGAUCCUAUCUAUAACUGAGUACUUCAGCCCUCCAUUCAACUGUUCCUCUCCUCAUCCCUCCAUCCUGUCCUGUCCUGGUCCGGUGUGGUCCGGUGUGGUCUGGUGUGCAGCCUGAGGGAGCUGUGGUUCUGAUGAGAGCUCUGGAAGGUAAAGCCAGAGAGAGGAGCACAGAGGACCUGGUAUGACCAGCGCAGCAGACGGUGUAGGGAGCCUGGGGAGCCUGGGGAGCCUGGGGGUGGAGCAUCACCUCAGUGUCCAUGACCACGUGGUGAACGACCACGGAGCCUGGGCCACCGCCAUGAACAACCUGGGCAUCGUACCCAUGGGCCUCAGAGGGCAGCAACUGGUCUCAGAUUCUCUCUGUAUCCAGGGCUUUGACCCAGGUUUGAGUCUCCUAGCUCCCAUAAACCCCAUGAUUGCAGGUAUCAGCCUGGUCCCUCCUCCCCCUGGUCCCCCUGAGAUGCCCAUCAUCAAGGAGAUCAUCCACUGCCAGAGCUGCACCCUGUUUCCUCAGAACCCCAACCUGCCUCCUCCAUCAACACGUGAGCGGCCCCCAGGGUGUAAGACGGUGUUUGUGGGGGGUCUGCCGGAGAAUGCCAGCGAGGAGAUCAUCAGGGAGGUGUUUGAUCAGUGUGGUGAGAUCAUCGCUAUCAGGAAGAGCAAGAAAAACUUCUGUCACAUCCGCUUCAGUGAGGAGUUCAUGGUGGAUAAGUCCCUCUACCUCUCUGGCUACCGGAUGCGUAUCGGCUCCAGUACAGAUAAGAAGGACUCAGGGAGGAUGCACGUGGACUUUGCUCAGGCCAGAGACGACCUGUAUGAGUGGGAAUGUCAACAGAGGCUGCUGGCCAGGGAGGAACGACACCGACGCAAGAUCCAAGAAGACUUCCUCCGUCCGCCCUCGCCACCUCCCAUCAUGCAUUUCUCCGAGCAUGAGGCGGGACAGCUGGCGGAGAGAUUGAAAGAUGACCAUAAGUUCAGUGAGGCGACUGCAGUCCUGUUCACGUGGAUCGACCGUGGUGAGGUCAACCGGCGGUCGGCCAAUAACUUCUAUUCUAUGAUCCAGUCGGCCAAUAGCCACGUCCGGAGACUGAUGAGUGAGAAGGCCCAGCACGAGGAGGAGAUGGAGUUAGCCAAGGAGACGUUUAAAAAUGCCCUGCUGGCCAUAUUGACUCAGUUCGAGCAGAUCACGGCUGUGUUCACCGCUGCCUCCAGGCAGAAGGCAUGGGACCAUUUCUCUAAAGCGCAGCGCAAGAACAUAGACAUUUGGAGAAAGCAGUGUGAGGAGCUGAGGAAUGCCCACAGUGAGGAGAUCAUGGGGAUUCGCCGGGAGGAGGAGAUGGAGAUGUCUGACGACGAUUCGGAUGAGAGCCCCUGUAAGAAGAUACGCAUGGAGGAAAAUGGUGUGUGUGGCCAGUCUGGGGCCUCUCUGAGGGAGGAGAAUGACUCUCUGCGUUGGCAGCUGGACGCCUACAGGAAUGAGGUGGAGCUGCUGAGGAAGGAGCAAGGCAAGGCUUGCCGCCCUGAUGACCCUGAACACUUCCCCGACACACACACACACCUGCUGCAGCAGAGCAUGCACAACAUGCAACAGCAACUGCUGAGUCUGCAGGAGCAGCUGAGGAGUAAGGAGGUGGUGCUGGAGCAGGCUAGAGACGAACACAGAUACCUGCAGGGAGAAGUCCUAGCCCUGAGAGAUAAGAUGCUGACUAAUGGGGAUGUAGUGGAGGGGAACAAUGGAGAAACACCUGAGAAGGUGGUGAACGGGUGUGUGACCACUCUGUACCGCAGCAGAGACCGGAGGAGCGAAGCAGCCAUGAGAGGAGCCCUCACAUCAGAGAGAGAGGCUCUGCUACUGGGCAUCAUAUCUACCUUCCUCCAUGUCCACCCGUUUGGAGCCAACAUCGACUAUCUGUGGUCCUACAUUCAGAGACUGGACACUACGGUGUCAGCGGGGGAGUUGGAGUCUCUGAUGGGUCGUUUGCCAAGUGUCUUCAGACAGGAGCUGAGUGGAGUGGGAGCCACGUUGGAGAAACGAUGGAACUUCUGUGGCUUCCAGAGCCUCAGCUCCGUGUGACACAGGGACCCACACACACACACUGUAUGGAACAGGACACACACACACAUCGGAUGACCCAGGACACACACAUGGCCUGAAAAAACAUAUGUGGGACAGAAACAUACACACUUCCUGACCAGCCUCAAAACCUGGUGGACACAUGAAUAGAAGGCGUGUCAAAUCCACAGACUGUUCGAACGGUGUGUGUGUAUGUUGCGUAUCCACAGACAUCCACAGUGCAUAGUGAUAAUACUCUAACAGACACGGGCAAGAACAAAAGCUACAAGAUCCCCCUGAUGGAUCUUCCAGAGUUAUAUCGUUGCAAGGGAUCUGCUGACAGAGGCAGAGGGAUCCAUAUGGAUCUUUCAGAGUUAUAUCUUUGCAAGGGAUCUGCUGACACUGAGGCAGAGGAAUCCACAUGGAUCUUUACUUGAUGCUGUAUAACUAAAUCCACUGAUGUCAGCCAAAGUGGACACAGAGCAGACCUUCUCUAUGGUAACGUAGUGACCCGACCCCAGCCAACAGAACAGAAGGUUCUUAGUCCUAACGUUUCUCUCUAAUGGACUGGAAUGGUUUGAGAUGCCUCUCUCUGUUCCCUCUCUCUGAUUUUAGACUCUCCCUCCCUCUGUUCCCCCUCUCUCUAUCUAUGUAUCCUCUCUCUCUCUCUAUUCCCCCUCUCUCUCUGUAUCCUCUCUCUCUGUAUCCUCUCUCUCUCUCUGUUCUCUCUAUCUCUCUCUGUAUCCUCUGUUCCCUCUCUCUCUCUGUUCCCUCUCUCUCUCUGUAUCCUCUCUCUCUGUAUCCUCUCUCUCUCUCUCUGUAUCCUCUCUCUCUCUAUUCCCUCUCUCUCUCUGUAUCCUCUCUCUCUCUAUUCCCCCUCUAUCUCUGUAUCCUCUCUCUCUGUAUCCUCUCUCUCUCUCUGUUCUCUCUCUCCCUCUCUGUAUCCUCUGUUCCCUCUCUCUCUCUCUCUGUUCCCUCUCUCUCUCUGUAUCCUCUCUCUCUGUUCCCUCUCUCUCUGUAUCCUCUCUCUCUCUCUGUUCUCUCUAUCUCUCUCUGUAUCCUCUGUUCCCCCUCUCUCUCUAUCUCUGUAUCCUCUCUCUCUCUAUUCCCCCUCUCUCUCUGUAUCCUCUCUCUCUGUAUCCUCUCUCUCUCUCUGUUCUCUCUCUCCCUCUCUGUAUCCUCUGUUCCCCCUCUCUCUCUCUCUGUUCCCUUUUCUAUCUCUGUAUCCUCUCUCUCUGUUCCCCCUCUCUCUCUGUAUCCUCUCUCUCUGUGUAUCCUCUCUCUCUCUCUGUUCCCCCUCUCUCUCUGUAUCCUCUCUCUCUGUAUCCUCUUUCUCUCUCUGUUCUCUAUCCUUCUCUGUAUCCUCUGUUCCCUCUCUCUCUCUCUCUCUCUCUGUUCCCUCUCUCUCUCUCUAUUCCCCCUCUCUCUCUGUAUCUCUCUCU